AUGAUUCCUGCGAGAAGCCAGCCCAAGUCAGGCUGGCUAGAGUUGUUCCCGAAGCUUUGGCGAUGGCCCAAAUUGUUGUGUCUUUGCAUAGCGUUGCUUUCGAAGCGUGCCAGAGAUGGAUUAAUCAGGACACCUGAACUGCUCAGGGCCGUUUGGCUUAUGCGACGACGUUUCUUCGGCAGCCACACCAGCCUUGGCAAUAGGCUCCAAGAUGCGGCCGCGCAAGCGAGCCCACCGCCGCCAAAUCCGGAGCAUCAGCUGUCACGCGGUCAUGGACGCGCCGUCGCGGCCUUCGCAGUCCCGUCUUAUGCAGCUGGUGCCCGUGAGGCUUACACGAGGCGCUAUGUUGCAGACCUUGCACGCGUGCAAAGCAUGCUGCCUCCAGAGUCUCGUUGGAUAGAUACCCACUGCCACCUGGAGAGCAUAUUGUACCGCACGUGGCCAGGAGGCAAGAGGCCUCGGGUCAUGGACAACGAGGAACCCAUGGAUCUUCUCGCUCUCGUGGAGUCGUGGCCACCUGGCCUCGAGGCGUGCAUUUGCAACAUUGCGUUCCAGCGUCUCAGUGAAUCGUGGGGCCGCAUGUCGGAGUGGGAAUGGCUCACCGAGACUCUCCCAGUCUUACAGCCGGGCACCCUGCUUGGAAGCAAGAUUUGGUUCACGAUAGGCAUUCACCCGAGCGAUGCGGACAGAUGGGGAAGCGAUGCUGAGCGGCAUAUGUGCUCACUUUUGAGUCAUCCGAGGUGCGUUGGCAUUGGAGAGUGUGGACUCGAUUUCAGCUUCGAUCACAAAGGCAACGAAGCCGACCUCCAACUGCGUGCAUUCCGUGCGCAGGCCUCUCUUGCAGUGGAGACUGGCAAGGCACUGGUCGUGCACGCUCGGCAGGCCGAGCAGUUGUGCUUCCAGGUCUUGAGCGAGACUGUGCCCCCAGAUCACCCCAUCCACGUGCACUGCUACAGCGACUCUUUGGAGCAUGCUCUUCAGCUGUGCGACGUGUGGGAGAACCUUCGCAUCGGUUUUACUGGAUGCAUUACCUUUGCGCUGGAGGACAAAGGGAAAAGCAAGGGGAGAGGCUCCAAAGGCAGAGGGAAAAGCAGAGAUCGGCCGGAGCAUUUCGCCGCGCUGGUGCAAGGCUUGCCAUUGUCGCGGUUGCUGAUCGAGACGGAUGGCCCCUACAUGUGUCCAGAGCCCUUCCGGGGCCAGACCGCUCACCCUGGGCACGUGCACAGGGUGGCCGAACGCAUUGCUCAGCUGAAGGGCGUGCCGCUCGCCACCGUGAUGGCGGUCACGCGGGAGAGCUGCAGGACCGUCUACGGAAUAUGA
Prorocentrum cordatum is the source of this 1320-nucleotide messenger RNA. Lineage: Eukaryota; Dinophyceae; Prorocentrales; Prorocentraceae. The record is from the annotation of a GenBank genome assembly.